AAGCGGAAGUGCGUUUGCCUCUAGCAAUAUGGCGGCUGGGGGGGGUUCCUCCACAGAGAUACAAUCUAUACUUCCGGUAUUAAAUUGAAGAGCGCUAUUGUGCGGAAUUAUCUGCACGGGAUGCAGAAUGACGUCACUUCUGUCCGUAUGGUGAACGUGCUAUGAACGAUGCAUUAGAAAACAGAGUUGUUGGAAAGCCGCUUCGAUUUUAUACCUGAAGUGCUAGUAGGAAUUCUGUGGGAGCUCUGUGCCUCUUUGCUUGUUUGCAGUAUGGUGGAGAAGAAAAUCUCAGCACGGUCUCAGGACCCCAGCCAGAGGCGCAUCUUAGACCGGGCCACCCGUCAACGUCGCCUCAACCGCCAGUUGGAGGCGCUGGAGAAUGACAAUUUCCAGGAUGACCCUCACGCCAACAUGCCCCAGCUUGUGAAGCGCCUGCCUCAGUUUGACGAUGAUGCUGAAACCGGGAAAAAGAAGAAGAAAACCCGUGGGGAUCAUUUCAAGCUGCGUUUCCGCAAGAACUUCCAAGCUCUGCUUGAAGAACAGAACCUGAAUGUAAGUGAAGGACCCAACUACCUCACAGCUUGUGCUCCCCCUUCGAACCUGCCCCAGCGACACUUCUGCACUGUCUGCGGCUUCCCGUCAAACUACACGUGUGUAUCCUGUGGGGCCCGCUACUGCUGCGUCAGGUGUCUGGGGACACACCAAGAAACUCGGUGUCUGAAGUGGACGGUUUGAGAUGUGCCCCAAAGAACUGCGGUGUGCCGUGUUGUCUGUGGGAGGAACCUUCGUGUGGUCUCCCUGUUGCCUUUGGACAUCCUGGGCCUUCCCCUGCCCCACAUUGAGGCUAAAGGACAGGAGACCAGGUUUCUUGGAGCUGAGAGGAGUUAGCUUUGCCUUGGGCCCCCUCUGCCACUUGUGUUUUGAGGAAUAAAAAGGUGUCUGUGCUGUA
Molecule: messenger RNA, 949 nt
Organism: Rhineura floridana
Lineage: Eukaryota; Metazoa; Chordata; Lepidosauria; Squamata; Rhineuridae
Gene: ZNHIT1
Product: zinc finger HIT-type containing 1
Exons: 5
Coding region: 271-735 (154 amino acids)
Biological process (GO): chromatin remodeling
Cellular component (GO): Swr1 complex
Molecular function (GO): nucleosome binding
Source: RefSeq, a predicted model, not a curated record